ACCACAUAUAUUUAAUAUUUCAUAGAUAUUGGCAAAUCAUAACUUUAUUACGUCUAUAUCCGAUCGUUUAAAUCAGAGAUGGAGUCAUCAGCUAUACAGGGCAUAGUGAGCGUUUGCGUGAAGGCUGAGCCCUGUGAAUAUCUGUGUAUAACAGAUGAGCCCAUGGUCGAGGGAGUGUCUGUGAAAGUUGAGCGUUUGCUGGAUGAUGUGUGUGUAAAAGACGAGCCCAGGUGCGAGGGUGCAUCUAUAAAAGCCGACUCUUCAUGCUCAGAUGUGUGUGUAAAAGACGAGUCGCUCGGCGUGAGCGCGGCGGCGGAGCUGUACACCGACCACGCAGUCAAAGAUGAGGUCGUGCUCGGUCCCGUGAUAGUGGAGCGGCGCGUGCGCCACGCACCAACAGCUUUUAACCUGGGUGCAGAAGUAAAACAGUCUUGUGAGAUUGUCCCCGGAAGGCCCCUUCUGAGGGACUGCUGUGUGAGGCUGGAGCGUCUUGUUGUGGACACCCUGCACACUAGCACUCGGAGCACAGACAGGGACAGCACGAGACAAGGUCAUGAAGCUGAUGUAGAGUGUGGAUACAGGAACACCACAGUUGAGAAUGUUAAAGGAAACUAUCAUGAGCAAACCCCUCGGCUGAAACCAAGUGGUAGACCCGAAAUAUACCAAUGUGCCCACUGUAAAUAUGCAACAGCUAGACAAGUAUGGUUAAUCAGGCAUUUCAGAAAACAUACUGAUGCGAAACCAUACAAGUGUGAUCAGUGUAGUUAUGCUAGUGCCAAAAACGGAAAUUUGCAAUGUCAUAUAAGAAAACACACUGGCGACAAGCCUUACAAAUGUGACCAGUGUAGUUAUGCUAGCAGCCAAAAACAUAAUUUAAAAGUUCAUGUAAGAAAACACACUAGUGACAAGCCUUACAAAUGGGACGAGUGUAGUUAUGCUAGCAGCCAUAAAAAAUCUUUGAAGCUUCAUGUAAGAAAUCACACUGGCGACAAGCCUUACAAAUGUGACCAGUACAGUUAUGCUAGCAACCAAAAAAGUUAUUUGAAAGUUCAUAUAAGGAAACACACUGGCGAUAAGCCCUACAAAUGUGACCAGUGUAGUUAUGCUAGCAGCCAUAAAAGUUAUUUGGAGCUUCAUGUAAGAAAACACACUGGCGACAAGCCUUACAAAUGUGACCAGUGUAGUUAUGUUAGCAGCCAUAAAAGUUCUUUGAAGCUUCAUCUAAGAAAACAUACUGGCGACAAGCCUUACAAAUGUGACCAGUGUACUUAUGCUAGCAGCCAUAAAAGUGCUUUGAAGGUCCAUCUAAGUAAACACACUGGCGACAAGCCUUACAAAUGUGACCAGUGUAGUUAUGCUAGCAGCCAAAAAAAUGGAUUGAAGUUUCAUGUAAGAAAACACACUGGCGACAAGCCUUACAAAUGUGACCAGUGUAGUUAUGCUAGCAGCCAUAAAAGUUCUUUGGAGCUUCAUGUAAGAAAACACACUGGCGACAAGCCUUACAAAUGUGACCAGUGUAGUUAUGCAUGUAUCGCCAAAAGAUAUUUGAAUACUCAUAUAAGGAAACACACUGGCGACAAGCCUUACAAAUGUGACCAGUGUAGUUAUGCAUGUAUCGCCAAAAGAUAUUUGAAUACUCAUAUAAGGAAACACACUGGCGACAAGCCUUACAAAUGUGACCAGUGUAGUUAUGCAUGUAUCGCCAAAAGAUAUUUGAAUACUCAUAUAAGGAAACACACUGGUGACAAGCCUUACAAAUGUGACCAGUGCAGUUAUGCUAGCAACCAAAAAAAUGAUUUGAAAGUUCAUAUAAGGAAACACACUGGCGAUAAGCCCUACAAAUGUGACCAGUGUAGUUAUGCUAGCAGCCAUAAAAGUUAUUUGGAGGUUCAUGUAAGAAAACACACUGGCGACAAGCCUUACAAAUGUGACCAGUGUAGUUAUGUUAGCAGCCAUAAAAGUUCUUUGAAGCUUCAUCUAAGAAAACAUACUGGCGACAAGCCUUACAAAUGUGACCAGUGUACUUAUGCUAGCAGCCAUAAAAGUGCUUUGAAGGUCCAUCUAAGUAAACACACUGGCUACAAGCCUUACAAAUGUGACCAGUGUAGUUAUGCUAGCAGCCAAAAAAGUAAAUUGAAGGUUCAUGUAAGAAAACACACUGGCGACAAGCCUUACAAAUGUGACCAGUGUAGUUAUGUUAGCAGCCAUAAAAGUUCUUUGAAGCUUCAUCUAAGAAAACAUACUGGCGAUAAGCCUUACAAAUGUGACCAGUGUAGUUACGCUAGUACUUACAGACAAGGUUUACUAAUCCAUAAAGGUAAACACAUUAAUGACGAGUAUACAGGUUCAAAGAAUUUUUUACUGGAUCUUGAACGACGGCGUAAAGUUGCAGAUGUCAGGAGCAGUCAGCUCUCGGUCGCCCACGGUGACGCGCGCGACGCCGCGCACGACCACACUUACGCGCGGCGAGAGUCCGCGCCGGCGCCGGGGCCCAGUGCCGCUCCUCCAGGCCUCGAAAGCGCCCACCAGGAGCGCUCGCACGAACUAAGCGAGGCCCGCAGCCGUGACGUCCUGAACAUGGAGAUAUUGGAGACCAAGAGAACGACAGCCGAAGCAAUAACUAACGUUAACUUGUCGAAAAAUCCCUAAUAAAUAAAUCGUGAUAGCUUACAUAUUGUUGAAAAAAUAGUCCGCACUUACCUCAACAUAUGUAUUGGUAGUGGCAGAGUUUUGCGUAAUAUUUCCUAUUAAAUAUUUGGCAAAGAACAUAAUUGCCGGCUUGUAACCUUUGUUCAAUCAGUCAGAGUGCAGUGAAAUAAAUCUAUGUGGUGACUUCAUUCAAUUUUGUUAUUGCCCUGACAAUGAGUCCUAAGUACGGGCUUAAGAGCCUAUCAACGUGCUCACUAGCGCCACUGGUAAAUAAUUGUGAUUAUUUAAAAUUAACGAUAGAAAUUCAAAAAAAGUGGGCCGCUACGUACUGUAUUUUGUAUUUAGGUACCUUUCGAAUACAAUAUAAUAGUUUUUACGUUGCUGGAUUCGUCAAUCUAUGCGUCCAAAGUUAAAACGUCCGUUUUUGUUUUGAGUUCAUAGAUCGACGAAUCCAGCAACUUAAAAAUUAUUAUAUUGUAUUCAAAAUGUGCCUAAAUACAAAAUACAGUACGUAGCGGCCCCCUUCUUUAAAUAUCUAUCGUUAAUUUUAAAUAAUCACAAUUAUUUACCAGUGGCGCUAGUGAGCACGUUGAUGGGCUCUUAAGAUA
Cydia strobilella is the source of this 3257-nucleotide messenger RNA. RefSeq names its product zinc finger protein 431-like. Gene Ontology annotation, biological process: regulation of transcription by RNA polymerase II. Gene Ontology annotation, molecular function: RNA polymerase II transcription regulatory region sequence-specific DNA binding; DNA-binding transcription factor activity, RNA polymerase II-specific. Bases 79 to 2649 code for a protein of 856 amino acids. The transcript has 5 exons. The record is from RefSeq and is a predicted model, not a curated record. NCBI's taxonomy places the organism in Eukaryota, Metazoa, Arthropoda, Insecta, Lepidoptera, Tortricidae.